CAGAGAAGAGCAGCCACGUGUGAACAAACGUCAGUGAAGCAGCAGCGGGGCUUAGGGUCGCUGCUGACGGGCUCUCGAUCGAUUGCGCUGAGCUUUGGUCUGUCAGCCGGCUCGGUGCUGUCUCCCAGCUCACGCUUGCACAGCGUGCUUCCCAGUGGUUAUGUGUGGCCUUUGGUCACUGCACUGGACAGAUGGUGGUGGGAAAGAAAGAAUAACCAUGUCAGACAACACGGUGCUCGGAAAGUGAUUCUUGAAGCGACCCUUUAAUCUUUUUUUUCCCCCCACCAGAAGUUGUGAUUUCAGCCUCGGCACUGGGCAGUUAAAUUUUCCCUCCAUCUCAGGAAUGAUGAUGCUGUGGCUAAUGACUGGAACCCUGUGUCUGGGAUUUUCUGUUUCAAUUUUAGCACAUGACCCAGUAGCAACCUUUGAGAUUCCUCCAUGGAAUUUUACAAUGCUGUGCACACUGCACAAACAAGCAGCUGUCGUGAAAGAGAGAACCUGGCAGCUACAGCCACACAGGAAUUCAAGCAGUCGCCACUCUUCGCUUCGCGAGCAUGUGAGAAAUGCAAACACAUCGCAUUCAAAUAACAUCAACCCAAACGGACUGCACAGCCAAGAUGGAUUCAGUUGUUGCCUCUGGAAAGAAGCUGAUUUACAUUGUCCUGCAAAUUUCAUCACAGACCAAAGUAUCAGAAUGAACAUCAAAUGUUGGACUGCUGGAGACCUUUCGCUGUUUGUCUGUAAUUUAAAGCCAAGUGUGUGGAAAAUCAGCAAGUCUGUAAAAUAUAGAAUACACCACCUGGAUGUGUUAUCUUUUGACCAGGAGGAAGGCAAUUUGUCAAUGUAUAUGAAUGACUGCGUGCAACAUCACAUAAUUAAGUGUACAAUAUCUUCCGUUGAUUUAAAUCGCAAGUAUUUCAUUUGGAUAGAACUGAUCACAAAUUCUGGAACUUUCCGGUCACCUUUGAUGUCUGUCACCCCUAUUAAUGUAGUUCAGACAAAUCCUCCAGUAGAUCUUCAAACUAAAAUGACAUCUGAAGGCUUCUUCAAACUAAGUUGGACAGGUCCAAAUCCUGAACCUUAUCCGGUCCAGUUUGAAGUAAAAUAUUCAACAGGCAUUCCAGAAAGAAUCUGGAAGGUUAAGGAUGUCUGGGAAAAUUCUUUGAUCCUUCGUGAUUUGCAGAGUGACCUUUCUUACUUAGUUGUUGUUCGCUGCAAACGUCGCAAUGGACCAGGGUUUUGGAGUGAUUGGAGUGAACCUAUUCAGGUGGAUGUUCAAGAAAUUACAUAUUACCCUCCUCAAGUGCUGACCACUGUUGGCUCGGAUGUUACAGUGAGGUGUGUUUUUUAUAAUCAGACUCUAACCACUAACAAUGUCGUCUGGUGGUUAAAUAUGAAUGAAAAAAUUCCAGACCAUCAAUAUACAUUAAUCAAUGAUCAUGAAACCAGUGUUACUCUCCUCAACGUAACAUCAAAUGGACAAUCCCAGUGCAACUUGCUACAGUGUUGCCUUCAAAAUGAAGAAAGGAAUAUAUGUAACUUUCGUUAUGCUGAAAUAAUCGUAAUUGAUAUGAAAAGUAACAUCUCAUGUGAGACUAAUGGUGCAAUGGAAACAAUGAUCUGUAGAUGGCUCCCAAGAACAUUGAAAACAGGCACAGUCAGCAACUACAAACUAAAGUAUUACAUGAAAGGGUCUUGGUGUGAUAACCUACAAGUUGAAGAUGAAAAUGUUGAUAUUAAAGAAUGCCCUCUGGUGAUUAAUGAAUUUUAUGAAUGUCAUAUAAAGCCCAUCAAUCUCACCUUUGGCCAUGUGAUGUGGUUAGAAUUUAACCAUCAAGAAACAACAUUCAAAUCUCCACCAACCUGUGUAAUUCCUAUGGAUGUAGUGAAACCUUGGGCACCAUUUAAUGUUGAUGCAGAAAUCACCCAAAAUGAAGGGCGUCUCAAUAUAAGCUGGGAGAAGCCGCGCCUGCCACCAUACAAACUUCAGUUUGAAAUCCAGUACGCCGAGAAUGAAAUGGAAGGUAACUGGAAGACUUUAUUUGCUGUCAAUAAAACAUCAAUCAUUACUGAAGUAACUGAUCCUUGUGUUACAUAUGUGGUUCGGGUACGUUGUUUGAGAUUUGAAGGACCUGGAUACCACAGUGAAUGGAGCAGUUUAGUGUACACAAACCUUGCAGAUAUCCAAGUACCAACAACAGGGCCUGAUUUUUGGAGAUUUAUAGACAGGAAUCCUUUGACUAAGGAUACACACGUCACACUAGAAUGGAAGCCUCUGACAAAAGAUGAAGCCUUAUGCAGUGUGAAAGGAUUUAUGUUGAAAUACGAAUCAACAGAAAAUAUUACCUGGCUGGAACAUGCUGGAAAUGUUACAACUUACAGCUUUCUUCUUAAUAAUGAAAUUAGAAGUGUCACAGUGAUUGCUUUCAAUUCCAUUGGUUCAUCUAGAAAAAAUGUUAAACUAAUUUUCCCAAAGGACAAUAGCAAAGCAGUAGAGGUUCUACGAUCUCUUCACGCCUCCAUGAUCAACAACAGCUGUGUGAUUGUUUCUUGGAGCAUGUUUCCCCUGAAUCCCGAACCGACAUCAUUUGUGAUAGAAUGGAAAAGCCUGCCAAAUAAUGAUGAUGGGAAGGUGAAGUGGAUGAGAGCUGCUGCAAACAUCACAACCGCAUAUAUUUUUGACCAUUUUUCUCCAUCUCAACAGUACCAACUGACAGUAUAUCCAAUUUUCUCUGAAGGGGAAGGACAGCCAAGCAGUUUUUAUUUGACAAUGAAUGGAGAGGUGGCAAAGACCAACAAUGAUGGAUUGCAGAAUGUUAUCUUACCACUUGUAUUUUUGUCGUCGGUUUUAUUGAUUGGAACUUUCCUAAUAUCUAAGCACAGAUUAAGACAUCGUGUCUGGAAAGAGGUCCCCAAUCCUAACAAGUGCUCUUGGGCUCAAGAAAUUGAUUUUAAAAAGUCUCUCACUAAUGGAAACCUAUUUGGGAAACACCAUCAAGGUGUGAUGCCUGCUGUCCCACUCCUUGUAGAAUCAGAAAUAUUUUCUGUGGCCGUUGUGGAAGAGAUUAUAGAAUAUAAAGAAGAAAAAGAUGUAAUUGAUGAGAAUUCUGUCAAUGAAAUAGUUUCAGAGCUACAUCCAGACACACCUAGAGUUCACAUGCUUUAUGAAAGUGAAGAUUCACAUGAUGAAGUGGAAGGUGAUGUGGAAACCACUUAUGCACAGAACACAGACCUGUCGAACUUUGACUAUUCAAAGAUAAUGAUAAGUGUAGAAGCAGAUACCCUUCGCAAAAAGCGGAAGUGUAUGAGCAGCAAUUCAGAUGAAGGCAUGUAUUCAGAUAAUGAAACUGAUGCUUCAGGUAAUGAGGCUAACAAUCUGUGGGAACUUGAAAACCAGACUUUCCUGCAGCUAACACAAACUGAUGAAACCAAGUCACAUUCUAUUAAUUCAUCAGAGGGCUUUUCUGAACUUCAGGACCAAGAAAACAAAGUCCUACAUAAUGGAAAUGAAGAAAUGGAUUUUUGCUACUUAGGGCAGUCAUCAUUUGAGAACAAUAUAAACAAUAACACCACAAGAUACAAUCCCGAAGAAUUGCCAUUUCUGAAAAAUUAUUUACCAGUGGAGUUUGAGGAUCCUUCUGAAACGUAUUCAAUAUCUUACCUGGAUUCAUUUCUGAAAUUCAGCCUUAAUGAAGAUCAUUCUUCUCCGAUGAAUCUCAGCUCAUAUAUGCCUCAAUUUCAAACAAAAACACACAACCACUCAAAAAUAACUAAUACAGAUGAUCAAGUAUCAUCUAAUCAUCUUAAUGGUUUUUCUGCAGUUGACUGAAGGUUUUGUCUUUAUCAAAAUUGUAUUGUAUACAUUGUUUGUGCUCUCUCUCUUUUAAAUCCAUUCCAAACCCAGAAUGUAUGUUAUCUGAAGUAUUGACCUUCCUAUUUGUGCUAAAGACUUCAUACUUGCUUUGUUUUUCAUUUGUGAAACCUGAAAGUGUGCGAUGACACAAUGCAACAAAUUCAGUAAAAAGUCAGAGAAGGUUAGAUAAAUCAGCAAAUAUUGAUGAAGUAGAGUCAAAACUUCAAAAUUUGCAGGAGGUAAGUUCCAUUGUUUCAAAAUGACUAAUUAUAAAGCAAAAUGUUGAAACUAGUCUUGGUAAUUAGAUAGGCUGCAGGAAGGAGAAAACAUAUUUAGGAUGACAAAUUUGAAUUUGACAGCAAAGUUUGGAGGAUGAAGGACAAUAGAAGGAUCAACAAAUUCAGAGACAAGAAAGCCUGUAGUCUAAAUGCUAUCAAAAUAUUCCUUCUCUUGGUCACCUCAGUCCUUUGAACACGGUCUGACUAAAAUAAAUUAAAUACUAUUAUUUUCAUAAGUGCAUUAUUACAGUGUAUAGAAUUGUGUACUUAAUUAUCAAACAGUAAAAUAAAUUCUGAUUAUCAUUUCUAACGGAAUCAUCUGGUACAGAAAUGGAGACUACUGUCCAUGCAUUCACCACCUUUUAAUACAUAGAAUUAGUGUGAAAAAAAUCAGUUCAUAUAAUUUACAAAUGUAAGCACUUUUCAAUUUGUUUUUAUUCAAUAGACAACAAUUACUAUUAAAUUAAUUGCAACAAGUGCCUUAGCACGUGUGUUUUCUUUUAAUUUUUUAGUUUUCUCCUUCUUAGAUCCUGUUUUGAAACCAAGACUAAUUCAAUAUUAGAUUUUUUUAAUGCCUUGAUUCAAACUUAAAGUGAGCCUUGAGAGAUUUGGCCAGUGUUAGUGUACUUUUGAAUGAGAAGGGAAGAAGUAGUUAAGAUUCCUACCUUGACUACUCUUCAGUGUCACUAGAAAGUGCCUCUGCACAGGGAGAAGAGAUCAGAUUUGACUUUGAUUCUCAUUUGAUUAAAUACAUUGCUCUAUAGUCUGAGUGCAGCCAAAUAUGAAAAUUUGCCUUUAAAUCAACCUACCGAUGAUCGGCAAUCAACUGUGGAAUUGAACUGCACCACUAAUCAGUGUCUUUAGUGUUCUCAAGAAAAAGGAGAAUUGAGAAAAAGCCUGCUUAGUAAACAGAUGUAAGUCAACUGUGGUAUCAAUAAUUGGAGAACAAAGGGAAAGGAGAAAGGUUCUAGUUUUAAAACUGAAAGAAUUGUGAAUUCUGGAAAUCUGAAAUAAAAGCAGAAAUUGCUGGAAAAUCUCAGCAAG
Chiloscyllium plagiosum (whitespotted bambooshark) is the source of this 5175-nucleotide messenger RNA. RefSeq names its product leptin receptor (gene lepr). Gene Ontology annotation, cellular component: membrane; external side of plasma membrane. The record is from RefSeq and is a predicted model, not a curated record. NCBI's taxonomy places the organism in Eukaryota, Metazoa, Chordata, Chondrichthyes, Orectolobiformes, Hemiscylliidae. Gene Ontology annotation, molecular function: cytokine receptor activity; protein binding. Gene Ontology annotation, biological process: cytokine-mediated signaling pathway.